AUGGGACAAUCUCAGUCUUCCAAUUCAAAAAGUCAGGACGCUCAAGUGCCUCAGUCGGAGCUAAAGACAGACUAUUACGAGCUCUUGGGAAUCACACGAGGCGCCACGGACGACGAAAUCAAGAAGGCAUAUCGAAGGAAAGCUCUCGAGCUACACCCCGAUCGAAACUAUGGAAACGUCGAGGAGGCGACACGGUUGUUCGCCGAGGUGCAAUCCGCCUACGAAGUCCUUGCCGAUCCCCAGGAACGUGCAUGGUACGAUUCGCAUAAAGAGGUUUUCUUAGGCACGAACGGGUCAUCCGAGGAUCAGCACUCGUACGACAUUCGUCUGACCACAGCGGAGGAUGUGCUCAAAGUCUUCUCCAAGUUCAGCCCUCGCAUGGAAUUCUCUGACGCGCCAACGGGAUUCUUCGGUGGCCUGCAAGAACAGUUCGCUCAGUUGGCACUCGAGGAGCGCCUGGCGUGCCAGUGGGAGAACCAGGAGAUGGUCGACUACCCAAGUUUUGGAUCUCGUGACGACGAUUACGAGUCCGUGGUCCGACCGUUCUAUGCGGCCUGGAGUGGCUUCUCGACCUGCAAGUCCUUUGCGUGGAAGGACGCCUAUCGGUUAUCAGAGGCUCCGGAUCGUCGCGUGCGCAGGAUGAUGGAGAAAGAGAACCGACGUCUGCGAGAAGACGCCAUCCGAGAAUUCAACGACGCAGUCAGGUCGUUAGUGGCUUUUGUUAAGAAACGGGACCCGCGAUACAAAGCCAAUGUGCAGAAUGAUGCCCAGCGUCAGGAGGCGCUUCGUCAGUCGGUGGCCGCGCAAGCCGCCAGGUCACGCGCCCAGAAUCAAGCGAAGAUGGCAGAUUUUGUCCUUCCAGAGUGGGCCCGAUCCGAAGAACCCUUGGAGGAGGAGGACGAAGAGGAGAGCGAGCAGAUUGAAGCGGAGAGCUUUGAGUGCAUCGUCUGUGACAAGCAGUUCAAGAGUCAAAAGCAGUUCGAAGCUCAUGAAAGGAGCAAGAAGCACGUCAAGGCCGUCAAAGAGCUCCGUCGAUUCAUGCAACAGGAAGACGACGAACUACAACUGAACCUGGAAACUGUUGGUUCGGGCGCCAGUGAUGGAGACCUCCACGACGAGAUCGGCCGUGGAGUCGUGUCACCUCAGCCUGAGCAGAAACGCUCCAAGAGAGACGGCUUCAAUUCCACGGUGGAUAACAGCGACGAGGACAAGGACGACGAUGCGCCUCUUGGAAAUGCGAGAGGCAAGCAUUUUCCAUUGCAAAACUCUACAGAAUCCCUUGACGAAGACUAUGCUUCCAGAGAAGCCGUCGAGAACAGAUUCCGCUCGGAUCUUGAUUCAAACUCCAGCGGUGAUCCUAUCACUCCGCUGACCGAACAAUUAUCCACCGCCGAUAUCAACGAUCAACCACCCGUGUCGUCGAAACCUGGCAAGGCGAAACAAAGACGAGCGAAAAAGGCGGCUCGUGAACAGGUAGAGUCCAGCGAGUUUUCUUGCACGAACUGUCAUGCAGAGUUCGCCUCCAAGACGAAAUUAUUUGCUCACUUGAAAGAUCAUCCGGAUCAUGCACAAUUACGAAAGGCUCCUGCGAGGAGCAGGAAACGAUGA
Messenger RNA from Penicillium diatomitis, 1608 nucleotides. RefSeq names its product putative C2H2 finger domain protein. NCBI's taxonomy places the organism in Eukaryota, Fungi, Ascomycota, Eurotiomycetes, Eurotiales, Aspergillaceae. The record is from RefSeq and is a predicted model, not a curated record. The transcript is spliced from 3 exons. Gene Ontology annotation, molecular function: zinc ion binding; nucleic acid binding. The coding region runs from base 1 to 1608 and encodes 535 amino acids. Gene Ontology annotation, cellular component: cytoplasm.